AUGGCUCUUUUGUGUUCUUGUGUUCUUGUGUUCUUGUGGGGGGGGGGGCGACCUCGCUUUGGCAUCCACACAGCGCUGACCAUCUGCGGGGUUGACUGCGUGCGGACGAUCGAGUACGUGUCGCCGAGCAAGCUGUUCUGCACGACUGGCGCUGGUCGCGGGGCUGGCUCUGUGAUUGUCACCACACGCAGCGGCGGCGCGGGCGUCUGCACGGUCAAGUUCACCUACGAGAGCGAGGAGGACGUUGCAUUGACCAACACGCUCGUCAAAGAGUUCCACGUCUGGGUCGAGGACCACAAGGACUACUGGGCCAGCCACAAGGACAUGACUGCAACAGACGACACAUUCACUGCCCUGUUCAACGCCACACGCUCGGCGCGCUUGGCGAUGGCUGGCGGCGGCGGCGGCGGAGCAAGCGGCAGCGAUGCAAACCAGCACCACGCUCAGGCGGGCAUGGGCGCGUCAGAGAUGGACAUGAUUGGCGCCAUCACGGGCGUCAUGCCGCUGAAUGCCGCCGAGAGCGCCGCGCCGGGGAGCGGGGGCGCGGGCGGAGGCGCUGAGAGCGAUCCAAUGGGCAUCAAGCCACUGCGCGCUCUGUCGCCGCAAGCACUGCCAUCGGCAGCCAAGUUUGACGCAGGCCUGUUCCUGAAUGAAGCGCAUGGGCAGACCGAAUUCGAAGAGCUGAAGGCGGGCAUUCCGCACUUGCACGAGCUCAUCGAGAUUCGCGGCGAAGCCCAAAACAAGUGGAUGAAGCACAACUUUGACGACUUUAUCCUGUGCCAGAAGGCGCUGGACGAUCUGCGAGGCGCCAUCAUCAAGUCGGAGAAGGCCGCCGACGGACCCAUCACCACAAGGUUUGACUCGAUCAUCAACGAGGCGUCGCACUAUGCGCACGAUGAAUUCUCGCCACUGCUCGACCGCAAAGACCGCUCCGACUCGAUUCGCAACGUGCUCAACGUGCUGCAUCGGCACAAGUUCUUGUUCAGCCUCCCGCGAAACAUGCAGGCAAACAUUCGCGCGGAAAACCUGGAGGUUGCCAUCCAGGACUACAAGCGCAUGAAGUCCUUGUUUGGCGACUCUGAAAUUGGCGUCUUCAACCAAGUGGUUGCCGAAGUCGAGCGCAUCAUGGGUGAGCUGCGGGCAACCUUGUUCAAGCGGCUGCAACGCCCGGCCGCGCUGGACGAGCAGGAGCGCUUGAUUCGGUACCUGAUUGAACUGGACGCCGAAGAGGAUCCUGUCUGGUACUGCUUGUCGCACAUCCGCGACUGGCUCAUCAACAUGAUGACACGCGCGCUCGACGAGCUCCAUCAGGCACAGCGCGAAGAGUACGAUCGCCGCAACCAAAUGCAGCGCGAGUGGGAUCAGCACAGGCAAGUUGGGCGCGUCGAUGGUGGCCAAUCCAGUCAGUCUGGAAGUAGUAGUAACAAGACCAAAAAGAGCGGGAAGGCCAAAGGAAAGGGUGCACCGACCGCAACGACGUCGCCAUCCCAAGAACAAUUUGCGCUCCGGGCCUCUCUGCCUGCCAGCUCUCCCGCCACGGUCAUUCAUUUCGUGCGCCAAGUGUGUGAGCUCAUCUCCUCCAACGUUCCUCAGAUGUGGUCCCUGGGUCAGCUCGCAGUUGCUGGACGCGUGAAGCGCCAGCAGCCACAGUCCACAUCCACAUCGGGGCGUACAUCCGCCUCCGCCGCCGGCACCACCAGCAGCAGCGGCGGGUCGACCUACCACGGCAAGGGCGAUCUCGCCGAUGUCAUCGGACAGGUUAUGCAAACGUUUAGCGCCUUCCUUCGCUUGGUGUUGGCUCCUUUGGCGCUCACGCUGGCUCCGACCUCGGAUGCAUCGAGCGUCCCCGCAUCUGCGACGAGCAGUGGUUUGCCGCAGUCGUCGCUUCUCGAAACCCUUCUGCGCGCGAGCAACACCAAAGCGCCGAGCCGCCCAGACGCUGAGCUGCAGUCCAUUCUCGCUGCCGCAGGCGUGGACGCAAUGCACAUCCAUCCCUCCGAGUCCAUUCACAACUCCAUGCUGUUUCUCGUUGAUCCCGCAGAGCUGGCGGAAGCUACCAUCGAAAUUGCCCGUUGCGUCAUGACGGUCGUUGUUUCCGGCAAUUCUCCUCAGCUUUCCUCCGUUUCCGCGGCUCUCACGAUGCUGCACGACUUGCGCGUGUGGUCGAUCGCGUCCAUUUCCCAUCACGUUUCAGUUGAAAUCGAAGCACUCGGCAGUCAAGAGGUCUGGCAAAUCCGACGAUCGCCUGGCAGCAAGUAUCCCACGACAACCGGUCUUCCGCGCGCGUUCGAAACCAUGAUCGUUUCAGCUCUCAAUCUCUUUGCCGCUGUUGUUGAGCCGAGUGGACUGGGUGUGCGUGUCCCGUCCGGUGGUGUGGGGCCGGCGCUGAGCCUGACCAGCUCCCUCAAAACCUUGCCCGGGACCAAUCAAGAGACAGCCCGUCAAACGGUCAUCCUUGCAAUCGCAGAAAAGGCCAUUUUGGAACUGUUGCAGCGGUUUGGGACGCUGCUGCAGACGCUGGCGUUCAUGAGCGAGCGCGAGGCUGCAGCACGGAGUGGACGGAGCCGACCUGUCAAGUUGCAAACGGGCCAAGUCGCUCUUGUGGGGCAUUUCGUGCUUCGCCCUCUCUCCAGCUCAUUGACGCAUCGCAGCGACGCAAAGCCCGUGACAGCUGGCACCGGCGAUGCUGCAACAGCCACCGAUGGCUCCACGCCCGCCGACCAGACUCUUGUUCAGCAUGCUGUCGAUGAUACCAUCGACUCGGACACUGAGUACGACGAUGAAACACCCAUGGCAUCGCGGUGGGGCAACAGCCGAACCACAGGAGCAGCCAAUGCUGAAAACCGCGGUCGCGCAUCGCUGACCGCAUCUCGCUCUUCGCUCCUGUCGUCGUUUGAGACCGAUCCGAAUCGGCCGCAGACUGAGCGUCGGCUCAUCCUGUCGCUAGCCAACUGUCUGUUCACUCGCGAAGUCCUGGUUCAUCGCUGCGCCACGCACUGGUCGCUCGUUUUGCAGCGCCGCAAUGUCCGUCCCGCCUCUCCCGAUCUUGCUCAGGUCGUCGAUACUGUCAAGCAUCAUCUGAGCGACGUGGAUGCCCGCGUGUUCGGCGCUUACAUGGAUCUCAAGGGCGAAACCACCAAGAGCUUGAUUCGUGCCGCCGCCGAUUUGAACGAUCGCGUGCUCCUACUUGCCCCGUUCAACAGCGUCACCAAGAACAUCAAAUCCACUGCGCCCUCGGCAGAAGCAUCGCAAAAGUCUUCGAGCAAGAAAAGCUCAGCCACCGUUCCGACCGGCGGCCUCGGCGACAGCAAUGCCACCGUGCCGUCCGAUGUGCGCGAGUAUGCGAAAGAGUUGCUCUACCUGCUCGUGUCGCUCCACGCUGACAUCUUUUCGCUGGCACCUUCGUUCCUCUCGCGCGUGCUUGGUGCUGCCAGCGAGACCAUCCUGGACGAGUUUGAUCGGCUGUUGCACAAGCCCUUGGAGGCGGCCGGAGCGUCUGGAAUUUCACGCGAGUCGGCCAUGCAGGCAUGGCUUGAAAUCCGGCUGCUUGAUCGCGCGCUAGGUCGAUUUUACAACAAGAAAGGCAAGGCAGUCCGCGACGGCUUGUUUGCCGCUUUUGACCGCUACUUUGCGACGCUGCACGCCAAAACAGCGCCAGUCGCGGGCAAGACCAGCAGCUCUCGGCCCCAGACGCUCAUGCACGCUGGUAGCUCCAACCCGGACGAUGGAGCCGCCGACGACGGUGGCAUUCAGGCGCGUCUUGACGUUGUCCUCAAAGUGAUUGAGAAGCAAAUGGCUUUGCAAAUUGAGUGUUUCCACUAGAGCCUUGCUUGUUUCUGUAGGAUCUUGUUUAUUGUUGGUUGUUUUUUGGUUUUCUUGCCUUUUUGUUUCAUUCUUUUGAAAAGAAUUCGUUCGUCGUGUUUGCAAUACAGCAGAAGAGUCU
This is a messenger RNA of Capsaspora owczarzaki ATCC 30864, 3943 nucleotides long. RefSeq lists its product as hypothetical. Bases 1 to 3822 code for a protein of 1273 amino acids. Gene Ontology annotation, cellular component: exocyst. Lineage: Eukaryota; Filasterea; Ministeriida; Capsasporidae. The record is from RefSeq and is a predicted model, not a curated record. Gene Ontology annotation, biological process: Golgi to plasma membrane transport; exocytosis. The transcript is spliced from 2 exons.